CAACAGCGGCCGAUAUAAUUUAUCGAGUGUCUGUCAGGGCCCGCAAUGACACUAUUUAACCGGGUUAAAUACCGACACUACAGUUUCGGGAGAAACGCUUGUUGUUUUUUGCGGCCACAUUUUGAAUGUGUGUAAAGCGAACGUCUGCCCCUUCCCCCGCCUCCAGGCAAACGGCAGGAGGGCAGAGACAGACGAAAACAGCCAGCCGAGCGGAUAGUUUUGUUUUGAACAGGCAUUGUAGUGAGAGCUAACUUUUGUGGAGCUAAAAAGGCUUAGCUAACCAUUAGCUUCAAAUAAAACAGCGCGACGAAAGGCAUUAAAGCGCUUCUUGUGAACCUGAUAACGUCAGCUUGACAAAUAUGGUGACUCUGUCAUCCGUAAUAAGACCUCUCGCGUCCAACCUUAACCGACAGCUCGUCAGACAUGCCAAGAGUCAACGGAUAACGCCUGUCAGGACAUGCAACCUCACUGCGUGCUCAAGCAAAUAUGUGCUGUCGCAGAUGCAUCCCAUGUGGCAGGGACCCCUCACGAUACCAGGAGGUGAGCGUCAGUCUCCGAUCGACAUUGUUGUGCGAAAGAGCAUCUUCGAUUCAGAGCUGAAGCCUCUGGUCACAGAUUACGACCCGCACACCUGCCAACAGAUCUGGAACAACGGCUACUCCUUUCUGGUUGAGUAUGAUGACACUACAGACAAGUCCACACUGAAAGGUGGCCCCCUGCAAGACAAAUUCAGGUUGUGCCAGUUCCACUUCCACUGGGGUGAGAGCAACGCCUGGGGGUCAGAGCACACCGUGGACAGGAGGCUGUUCCCUGCAGAGCUCCACUUGGUCCACUGGAACUCUGACAAGUACAGUUUGUUCGAGGAGGCGGUGAUGGAGGACAACGGACUGGCUGUUAUUGGAGUCUUUCUUAAGGUGGGGAAGAGACAUGAGGGGCUGCAGAAAUUGGUAGAUGCUCUGCCUGCUAUCAGACACAAGGACAGUAUAGUGGAGUUUACCAGGUUCGACCCGGUCUGUCUGUUACCCAGCAACACCGAUGACUACUGGACCUACCACGGCUCUCUGACAACACCCCCUUUGACAGAGUCCGUCACCUGGAUCAUCAUGAAGCAGCAUGUAGAAGUCAGCCACGAUCAGCUGGCCGUCUUCCGGAGCCUUCUGUUUACAUCAGCUGAGGAGGAUGUACAGAAGAGUAUGGUGAACAACUUCCGUGUGCAGCAGUCCCUCUGCGGUCGCACCGUCCGCUCUUCCUUCACUCCUUUCCUACAGGAGGCGCCGUCGGCUGAAGACGACAAACACACCCACUGACAACGCUGGACCCAGUACACCCAGUAACGCACACCAUGAUCACUGGUACACACAGUGACCAUACCAAAACUGCCUUCACUCUUUGAUCAUCUACCAAGACUCUUCUUCUUUUCUCGCUCUGUCUCUCAUCACAUUUUAAGCAGAAAACAUAUUUAGUAUGACAGAGUUUCCUUAGAGGAUCUUCAGUUAUACUUAUUGCUGUUUUUUCUUUCAUAGAGUGAAGAGAAUUUAUUAAUUUUUUUAAUUACAAACAGUAAAGCGUUUUUACGUGGAGGAUGUAGGGAUACUUCUGUUUCUGGGUAGCUGAGAUUUUUAAUUUCAGUGUGUCCUGACAAUUUCAGAGUGUUGCAGACCAAUAACCAAUAAGGGAUGUUUGCUGAGUGGAAAAUAUGUAGUUUUACUAACUUUCUUAACUGUGUCUCUCCAGUAAAAUACAUAAUAUAUCAAACAAUGUAUCUAAUAUCAUCAAGGGCUUUUUUUAAAUCCCGUAUGGUGGGUUAUUGGGUUUAUCAUUAAUUCGGUCAUCUAUACAUUAGUAAAAUGAUUAGAAUAUAUCUUCUUUUUUUUUAAUCUGUUACAAAGAGAUUAUACUACUGUAUAUGCAUUACAUCUGACAUUCAGAAACCUUUGUUUCUUUCAGUAUGUGACAUUCAAAAAUCCCUCACAUACAGUAAAGUAUUAAAGGAACUAUACUGAG
Sander lucioperca (pikeperch) is the source of this 2004-nucleotide messenger RNA. It is a transcript of the gene ca5a, whose product is annotated as carbonic anhydrase Va. The transcript has 7 exons. The record is from RefSeq and is a predicted model, not a curated record. Bases 360 to 1307 code for a protein of 315 amino acids. Gene Ontology annotation, cellular component: cytoplasm; mitochondrion. Gene Ontology annotation, molecular function: zinc ion binding; carbonate dehydratase activity. Lineage: Eukaryota; Metazoa; Chordata; Actinopteri; Perciformes; Percidae.